Molecule: messenger RNA, 336 nt
Organism: Phytophthora nicotianae INRA-310
Lineage: Eukaryota; Oomycota; Peronosporomycetes; Peronosporales; Peronosporaceae
Exons: 1
Coding region: 1-336 (111 amino acids)
Source: RefSeq, a predicted model, not a curated record
AUGCUAAGAGCUCCAGAUAUUCCAGUACCUGCUCUUGGCUUUCCGUCGUACGCACAGGUUCAGCGCAGGCACAACUGUUGGCUACAAGGGUCUAAGAACUCAAUAAAACGUGUACGAGAGCUUGUACGUGUAAAGACAUUCUCAAGCGGUUUAGAUCCUGAGACUGCUUUCGUGUUUGGAAAUAAGCAAGAUGGAGAUGGCCUUCCCUUUGUUGGAAAUGGGGAAGAUGAGGGACCGUUAAUACUGGGCAUGACUAGUCUUAAGCUCAUGCACGGCUUAUUAGGCUCUUCAGGAAAAAGAACCGUUCUUGAUAUUCCAUCUAGAUGCUUCCUUUAA